This is a messenger RNA of Heterobasidion irregulare TC 32-1, 156 nucleotides long. RefSeq lists its product as uncharacterized. Lineage: Eukaryota; Fungi; Basidiomycota; Agaricomycetes; Russulales; Bondarzewiaceae. The transcript has a single exon. The annotation marks the transcript as partial. The record is from RefSeq and is a predicted model, not a curated record.
ACUGACCCAAGUGCUGCCGAAUGCCCUUUGGUGGCUUGCAGCUGGUUGGGUAGGGACCGAUCAUGUUUGGUAAUAGUCAGCAUCUUCAGUACUCAUCUAGCGUUGUUUAGUAUCUCCCUAAAGCUUCCCAAAUAUCUCCCUCGGACCCUAGCAUAG